UCUAUUGUUUUGUCCCAAUUAAGGCACCAUGUGGAGGCAACCUAUGACUUGCCCAUUUUACUGCUUAAAUGAUCACGUACAACAUUAUCGCCUCGUUCUCAAUUUUCUCCUAGCAUAAUUUCGAUUAUCCCUAGCAAUGGUAUUAUGCAGGGGAAAAUCAAAGGCUGGCCGAAUGGCGGUUGCGUACAGUACAAAAAAAGAAAAUCGAUUAAAUUCAAAAGCAAAGUUAAACUACCCGUGAUAAGGUAUCAUGAGGAGGUUUUAAUACGAGAAUUUUGUAUUGUCUGUAUCGACCUUAUGACAUUUACCUGUGAGCAGCCAGAUGAUCCCAUCAGCUCUUUAUUAGAUAUAUGACUGCUAUAGCAAGAAAUGACUUUAUAGGCGUUUCGACUCAGAUAAGCUACUUCAGGAAUUUCAACUUACUGUAUGAUCCAUUUUGAAAGACUCGUUGUGCAUGCUCAACCACUCACGUUCGGGUAUACUCCAUGGUGCUUCGGGCACCGUGGCAUCCAAGUGACAAUAAAAAUAAAUUCUUAACAAUCGGGCGGAAUACAAAGAGUUGCUUGAGCCUGAAGUACUGUCCAUACCAGCUUGACGUCACCACGGAGGCAUUGUCGGUGAUAAAAAUAGGGUUUUCUAUCUCACGCGAGGCUGGACUUACAUACAUUUAUAUAUACAUGUAUACAUCCGUCUAUACCAUGAAUGUAUGUACAAUUAUCAGUAUACCCUGGAAGGACGAAGCCCAAUUGAACACAGGGUCCAGAGUACGACUUAAACAGGUACCAUGGUAUAAGGUCCAGUGGACUGAUAGAAUUGGCUCAGAGCGCAAGGCACUAAUGCAAUCCAUUAUCACUCUUUCUCCCCCAACUCUAAAACAAAUAGGAAAGAAUGAGAAUAGUACAUACCACAACGUCAUUCUUCAACGGACCCAUUAAGGUUUCCUCUUCAGAGAAGCGAACUGUGCCGGGGUUCUUCCCUUGCCAACUUUGGAGCAAGGUAAGUACUCGCGGCUCUACUCUUGUUUAGGGGCACAUGCC
Aspergillus pseudonomiae is the source of this 1037-nucleotide messenger RNA. RefSeq lists its product as uncharacterized. The transcript has a single exon. The record is from RefSeq and is a predicted model, not a curated record. Lineage: Eukaryota; Fungi; Ascomycota; Eurotiomycetes; Eurotiales; Aspergillaceae. Bases 486 to 935 code for a protein of 149 amino acids.